AUUUGACGCGUAAACAUGAAAAAGAAAUCAGUGAAGAAUUCGCGAAAACAUAAUUAAAUAAACAAAUAUUUUUGAGUUAUGCAUUUGAAGUAGUUUAAAUAGUAAUGGAUUCAACAGAUGUCAAAAUGGAUGCAAAGGUUGAGUUUGUUACUCAGAAAGUCCUUGAGAUGGAGAAAAGUCAAAGCUUAGAAAAAUGGAAUGAGGAGCAAGAAUCUGAAGAAAGUCUGCAAACAGGUAACGUUACCCAAAGCGUUGACAUAACAAAGGUCGAGAGUCCAGUUCAAGAGAUACUAGAUGCUGUAUUGCAACAAAAAGCUAUUCAACUAGAGCCAAUGGGUGAAACAGCUGUUAUGAAGGACCAUGAAAUAUCGAAUGAAUUAAGACCAAUGGAUACAGAAAUCGCAAUGGAAGCAACAGAUAGUUCUUCAAAUAUUACCAAAAAUCCGCCUGAAAGUGGCCUACAAACUCCACCUUCAACUGGUGGUUCACCAAGCUCACCAUCCACGCCUAGAUCACAAGUUGGUGAUACCACAUCAUAUAUUGAGUGUUUGGCGCAAAUUGAACGUCAACGAAAAAAUUAUGAACAACAGCUGGAACAAAUGCGAACUGCACUGGCGCAAAAGGAUAACAUGAUCACGUUGUACCAACGUGAAAACGCCAUACUUGAUAAGGAGAAGAAUGCUUUCCGAAAAGAGAAAGAACUCGCAAAUAAAGAAAAGGAAUCCACGGUCAUUAAGUUUGCUAUGAAAGAAAAACUUUUAUUGGACGCUAAAAAAGAGAAAGAAAUAGUAGAAAAACAACUCGCUGAUGCCAAGAAGGAAGUGAAAAAUGUUACCAUACGAUUUCAAGCUCUUCAUGAGGAGAAGUCUCGCAUGUCGUAUAUAAUCGAUGAAAAGUGUAAUGAAGUUCGCAAGUAUCAACGUGAAUGUGAAAAACUUAAAACCGAUUAUGGUCAUUUAGAAUCGAAACUCAAAUAUCAUGCCAACAAGCUGAAUAUUGAAAUAGAAUCAAGGAUGGCCUUGGAAAAGAAGUUGGAAGAAGAAAAAAACGCUCCCAACAAACUAGAGGAAAAAGCGAAUGAAAACUUAAAAAUGGAAUAUGAGGCAAAUACAAUUUUGUUCAAACACGAAAUCAAAAAUAAAACUGAUCAAAUCGAACUAUUAAACAAAGAGCUGAGCAAAGCGAAAGAGGAAAGUAGACUUUUGCAAGAAAAACUAAGCAACGAAAUUUUGUUGAAGAACGACUUAUCUUCUGCGCUAGGACAGCUCCAAGAUGACCAUAAUUCUCUGCAAAAUGCUUACAGCGAAGAAAUGUUAAACUCUGCUAAAUUGCGUUGCCAUUUAGAUGAACUGCAAGUGCUGAAAACCCAAAAUACGCUAAACGAGGAAAAAAUUGCUUCUCUUACGGAAGCUACGCUGGAAAUGAAGGACAAGUUGCAAGAUAAUGAACAGGAUUUACAUCACCUCCAUGCAAGAGAAACAGAGCUACUUAGUAUUAAUAAGGAAAUAAGUGAAUCGAUUGUUUCCUUGCAAAAUGAGAUUUGCCUGCUGAAGGCUCAGGUUCAAGGCGUCAGUGCUGAAAAUGAUAUUCUUAGAAAAGAAAAAUCUGAAUACGAUAGCAAGUACGACAAGUUGAUGGAUGAUUUGAAAAAUGAAGUUGAGAAAAAAUUGGAGGAAAGACAAUUACUAACAAAGCAUCUUUCAGAGAAAACAAAACUCUAUGAAAUAACAAAAAGUAAAUUAGAAAACGUUGAAGGUGAUUUCGAAGCGACUAAACAUAAACAUGCGACUGUUAUAAAGGAACUCCAACGUGAACUACAAAAGUACAAAAAGUCGACGGAACAUUUAAGAAUCACAGAAGGGCAUAUUUCGAGCCAAUAUUGCUCAAAAUGCAGAAAUAUUAUUAAUAAUGCCUUUGAAAGUAGCGAAGCUAGUAUGCCAUCUACUAAUGGGUUUGAAGAAAAUGGGACUGUUUCAACAGCAAAACCUCAUGGCACACAUAGUCGUACAAGCAGUCAAAGUAGUCUACCAAGUACAAGCCGACGGCCGAGUGAGACAUCUGAGUCAGAAACUAUGGCCAGUAGUGUCACAACUGUACAGCAAGAAUUACAGGGUCCUUCCAAAAAACACUUGGUUGAACGGAUAUUGCGACUUCAGCAGGCUUCCGCAAGACAAACAGAGAAAAUUGACUUCUUAGAAAAUCAUACACUCUCGCUUGUUGCGGAAUUACAGAAAAAGUCCAAAGUCGUCCAAUACUAUAUGUUGCGUGAUCAAGCAGGUGCACUUACCUCAACAAGAAGUGAUCAAAAUAAAUCGGAAUUGGCUAAAUAUGGCAAUGGUGUAAUGUCAGCUAUAUAUAAUGGCAUUAAAGGAGAUACAAAGAGUAUGACAUUGGAUUUGUCACUCGAAAUAAAUAAGAAGUUACAGGCAGUGCUGGAGGACACAUUGCUAAAAAAUAUAACAUUAAAGGAAAACCUGGAUGUGUUGGGGCUGGAAGUAGAUAACCUAACUAGAAAAUUAAGACUAAUCGAGUCCAGAGAAUGACAUAGACCAAUGUUUUAAAGUAGGAAGACUGCGACUUAUGUGGGCCACAAAUCUACUAACACAAUUUUUUAGUAUUAACUUAGGUUAAACUUUAAAUAUAAAGAGAAAGCAUUCCAUUUUGUAAGUUAGUUUUAUAUACUUACCAAACAUAGAAGAAAAAAUAUAUAUGUAUAUACAUGUACAAUAUAUGUAAAAACGUAUGUAAA
Molecule: messenger RNA, 2749 nt
Organism: Ceratitis capitata (Mediterranean fruit fly)
Lineage: Eukaryota; Metazoa; Arthropoda; Insecta; Diptera; Tephritidae
Gene: Golgin104
Product: coiled-coil domain-containing protein 186
Exons: 11
Coding region: 105-2543 (812 amino acids)
Biological process (GO): vesicle cytoskeletal trafficking
Cellular component (GO): trans-Golgi network
Molecular function (GO): small GTPase binding
Source: RefSeq, a predicted model, not a curated record